GGCUCUUCCUAUAUUGACCUCAAGCUGCCUUCUCGGGUAUCAGAGGGAGCAGUCAUUUAAAUCCAUUACGGACAAGCAGUGGGAGUUAUUUUUUGAUCGAUUAAAAGACUACUCGCAGGAGGAGCAUAACGUUUAUUCUGUGACUCUGCACUUGUAAAUGUAAUUUAAAAUGCCGAUGAGAAGAUAUUAUUUGGAAAAAUAAAAUCCCAAUUGUCCAAUCAAAUAACAGUUGUAUACUCGUUACUGGAGAGGUGAGAGGAAAUGAAAUAUACAACACCAAACCACGUGUUGUCUUUAUUUCCGACGUAAACUCUUCUGAACGUUUAGGGACAGGUUUACUGUGGACUUCGCUUCAAAACUGACAGGACAAGUGAUGAAUGUGCCCGACAAAAGUCAUCACUUCAAUCUGUAAUCUCCAGACCUGAACAGAGGGAUAAAUUUACAUGCAAUUUAUUUUUUGAAGUUGGAGUGGUACAAGAUAAGCUUUUUUGUGAAGGCUGUGCAGCUUAUAGAAAUAAGAUUUGUGUUGUAAUUCCCAUGGAUUUACCUGAUCGAUAUGCUUGUUUCAGUAAUGCUGUUGAGAAAAGUCUUAAAAGCAUACUAAGCUUGAUGGAUGCUGCAACAAGCUUACCUCAAUGAUAGAUUUAUUGUCCUAUUUAUUUAUCAUAGUGAUGUUUCACUGUCCUCGUGCAAAAUAAAUAUUCAAAGUAAUUUAUAAAUGACUUUUGAUAAACUAGACCAACAGGAGAACUCGGAUAUGAAUGGUAUAUUCGACCCGUUUCGAUGCAAACUGUGCAUUUCAGUGCCAAAGGGAAAACGAAAGCUCUUGAAGAAAAUUCUUCAUCCACUAAUAAAAUGGAUUGAUCCAUCUUUCGAGUUCCUAAACAUUCAGGAAAAUGGGAAUCAACCUCGAAAUAGUAUAUAUCUUCAAGAACAUUCACAACAGUGCGAGGUGGAAUAUUUAAGAGCACCUGCUAUUAGUGUCAUUUUAUUUUUAGCUGAAAAUGGCACUGUGUCAUCGAAAGAUGUCCAGAAAAGUUUUCUCAUGCCUCCUUGGGAAUACCAUCAUAAAGUUGAACUUUUUAAUGUGCGUUCUCCAGAACGGACCGCAGCUUGCCAGGAAUUCUAUGGAAUAGCAGAUGACAUGCCACUAUGGUCUGUUUGUCCUGUUCACUACGGAAACGAGCAUCUCAGGGUUCUUAUUUACGUGAAGAGUUUUGAGAAGAUGGUGGAAUUUUAUAGAGUGAUUACUGACUGUGAGAUGGAAAGUAAUAAACCUGGUUUCUGUAUUUUUCAAAUGUAUUCCCAUCCAGGGGUAGAUAUUCAGAUAGCAUUAAAAUACUCUAAAUUCAUCGAGCCCUACCCAAUAUCAACAACAUUCUUAACAUUCAAAGUGACAAAUGUGGAUUCUAUUAAAACAUUUACUGGAUGCACCGUGGAUAAAAUAAGUGACAGUUCAUUCAUAGCUACCGAUCCUGAUGGAAACGCGGUUCGUUUGCAUCAAGUUCAAAAUCAAGAGGUUUCCCACACAAGAAAAUCUAGUGUUAUUAAUAAUAACAAAUUACAGGAGGAUAUCAAAAGUUGUCGGAGUUCCGACAGUCAUGACUCGGGACGAUGCUCUGAUAGCGAAUUUUGGAAUAGCGAGCCCGAACCUCAUAAAAAUGACUCUUUUGCACCUCGCAGCCAAAGAGAAUUUGUACCUCAUUCUACUACUUGUAGUUCUUUCAUGCCAUCAAAACAUUCUGUAAACCCGGUGGCUAAAUGCAAAACAAAGGCAGUAUAUUUAUAACAGGAAUUUUAAUUAUUUUGUGUGCAAACAUACUGAUAUUGUGUUUUAUUAUUAACGGUUUUUGUGCAAUAAACCUAUUUUGAA
This is a messenger RNA of Saccostrea echinata, 1873 nucleotides long. RefSeq names its product protein FAM124A-like. The transcript has a single exon. Bases 719 to 1789 code for a protein of 356 amino acids. The record is from RefSeq and is a predicted model, not a curated record. Lineage: Eukaryota; Metazoa; Mollusca; Bivalvia; Ostreida; Ostreidae.